AUGACUCCUCGCCCCGUCCCGGAAGGAGGCUUGAGUUUCAGCCACCAUCCCUCGGUCGCUGCGCUCAACAUACCAGCAAUAGACUUUGCCUCAGCACGCAAGUUCAUCUCAGCCGCGGCCACUGGCGCCCUCGUUUUCUCGAGAGCCACUGGGGAAGACCGGGUCCUACUCAUCCAGCGGGCAGCGCACGACUCGAUGCCCCUGCGCUGGGAGAUACCCGGAGGUGCCGUUGACUUGGAGGACGAGACAUUGCUCCACGGCCUGGCCAGGGAGCUAUGGGAGGAGGCAGGGCUGCGGCUCAAGAAUGUGGUGCGUCAGGUCGGGGAGGAGCAUGUCUUUCUGACCAGGAGGGGGCUUGCUGUGGCCAAGGUCACUUUUGAGGUCGAAGUCGAAACCCCGACGGCAGCCGAGUCUGAGGAGGAGGCUCUGCCUGAGGUAGUCAUUGACCCGAACGAGCAUGCCCGGUUUCUUUGGGCGACAGAGGAGGAGUGCCGACUGGGCAGAGUCGCGAUCCACGGAGACACUGGAGAGAACGAGGUGGUAGAGAUCACCUUUACUACGAAGGCCCAAAGGGAAGUUAUCUUCCUUGGUUUCAAGCUCAGAAGAGUGGCGGCAAACUUGCCAGAAUGA
Parathielavia appendiculata is the source of this 630-nucleotide messenger RNA. RefSeq lists its product as uncharacterized. The record is from RefSeq and is a predicted model, not a curated record. Lineage: Eukaryota; Fungi; Ascomycota; Sordariomycetes; Sordariales; Chaetomiaceae. The transcript has a single exon. The coding region runs from base 1 to 630 and encodes 209 amino acids.